This is a messenger RNA of Cladocopium goreaui, 2382 nucleotides long. The record is from the annotation of a GenBank genome assembly. NCBI's taxonomy places the organism in Eukaryota, Dinophyceae, Suessiales, Symbiodiniaceae.
AUGCAGCCGGUGCUUAGGCGGGACGUCGCCUCCAGGGUGCGCGAAGCCCGCGAGCUCAGUGGCGAUGAGGAUCCCUUCAGUCAUCGAGCCACUCUGGAAAAAUUGGCACCAACGUUGACCAAGGCUCAAUACGACUUGAAGGACGCGAAGGCGUUCGCGCAAUUCCUCCACGAUGCAGACGUACGUUUGGUUCGUGCCAGGUACCUCACUGAGCUGGUCCGUUCCGGACGCCCAUUACCACGUCGCCAAGAACUCGAGUCUCAGACCUUUGUUCUGCCUGACUCCGAGGCUGAAACAGCCUUGGUGAGCCACCAGGAAGUACAGACCUGGGCUGAAGGGAAUAGGGAUGCGAUCAUCUGCUCGAUCUCCCAUGCUUGGGAGACUCGCGAGCAUCCAGAUCCUUGUAGGUAUCAGCUUGAGCAGAUUGUGCAGCGUGUUGUCUUGUACGAAGCUGCCUUCAAGGCUGAUGUUUGGGUGUUUUACGAUUAUGCAUCGUUGUUCCAAUUUGAGCGGCUCUGUCCAAAACAAGAAAGCAGCUUCGGAGCAGCCAUGCAAAAUAUGCAUGUGAUGUAUGCUCACGAGCACACGCUGACCCUGCGUAUCGAAAGUCUCACACCAGAGGAUGUCUGGAAUCGCAUGAUGGCCAACGAGACGGAACUUGUCCCUGUUUAUGACAAGGACGACAAGCAUGUCGUAGCCAAACCCUUGAAGGAUUUGUUUCCAAACCGGAACGCGUACACGUCUCGCGGAUGGUGCAUGGCAGAGGUGGAAUGGAGUUCACUCAGGACGGUGAAUCUCCAGCACCAAAGAAUCGAUGGAGUCGAUGACCACUCCGGUGAUGGCAGUCACCUGCAUGGCAGGAUCCCGAUGACCCCUGCAAAGUUUCGAUCCGAAAUGGAAAAGGCGGUCUUUACUCACAGAUCCGAUGCGGAAAGCGUCAUCCGUUUGCAAGAAAAGAUCUUCUUCGAAAAGGUGACGGUGUGUGAGCACCUGGAGUUGGAAGGCCUUCCGGCCGAUCAAGUGCUGGCGUUGGCUGAUGCUUUGCCACUCUACAAGAACUUGAAAAGCUUGACGCUGAAAACCUUUCGAUGUGACGAAGAGCAGGUUGAAGCCCUUGCAAAGGCAUUCGCAACCAGCGGAUUGCACAUGCUCACAGUCCGCAAUGACGACGCCAAGAGCUCUGAACUCAUGGUCAAGGCCUUGGCCGAGGCGCUGAAGACAAACGCGUCCGUCACGAACAUCGAUUUGCGAUACAACCAGAUUGGUGCCGAGGGGGCCAAGGCCUUGGCCGAGGCUCUGAAGAUAAACUCGUCCGUCACGAACAUUGAUUUGUCAUUGAACGACAUUGGUGCCGAGGGGGCCAAGGCCUUGGCCGAGGCACUGAAGAUAAACGGGUCCGUCACGAACAUCGAGUUGGAAUUCAACCAGAUCGGCGACGAGGGCGCCAAGGCCUUGGCCGAGGCACUGAAGAUAAACGGGUCCGUCACGAACAUCAAUUUGGAAGACAACCAGAUUGGCGCCGAGGGUGCCAAGGCCUUUGCCGAGGCACUGAAGAUAAACGCGUCCCUCCCGUGCAUUUUUUUGUUCAACAACCAGAUUGGCGACGAGGGCGCCAAGGCCUUGGCCGAGGCACUGAAGAUAAACGGGUCCGUCACGAACAUCAAUUUGGUUGGCAACCAGAUUGGCGCCGAGGGCGCCAAGGCCUGGUGUGUGGUGGGCUCCGCAGAAUCGCUGAAUGCUGCGGCCUUGGCCGAGGCACUGAAGAUAAACAGGUCCGUCACGAACAUCACUUUGUCAUGGAACCAGAUUGGUGACGAGGGCGUCAAGGCCCGGUGUGUGGUGGGCUCCGCAGAAUUGCUGAAUGCUGCGGCCUUAGCCGAGGCACUGAAGAUAAAUGCGUCAGUCACAGACAUCAAUUUGUCCAACAACCAGAUUGGCGACGAGGGUGUGAAGGCCUGGUGUGCCUUAGCCGAGGCACUGAAGAUAAAUGCGUCAGUCACAGACAUCAAUUUGUCCAACAACCAGAUUGGCGACGAGGGUGUGAAGGCCUGGUGUGUGGUGGGGCCCUCGAACAAGACGCCAACCUUGAUCUGUCGCUGCCUCCAGGCCUUAGCCGAGGCACUGAAGAUAAAUGCGUCAGUCACAGACAUCAAUUUGCCCAACAACCAGAUUGGCGACGAGGGUGUGAAGGCCUGGUGUGUGGUGGGCUCCGCAGAAUCGCUGAAUGCUGCGGCAUGUCAUGAUGUCGUGUUUUCGACAUCCUCUUACAGUGAGAAGUUUGGAUGGUUUGGAGGUGCUGUAGUUUCAUCGUUCAUCUCGGAUCGAGUUGAGUUGUCAAAUACUCGCAAUCCAGCUGUAUGCCAUACUGUAUGUAGUUGCUGA